AUGUCACGUGAUAAAUUUGCUGUAAGGAUGAUCAAUUUACCUUUUGGUAUUACAGCAAAAGAAAUUAUUUCUAACAUCAAAACUAUUGGUACACUUACUUGCUAUAUCCCUAGGUCUCGUAAUUAUAGACAUAGAAGUGAGACAAUUAUUUCAUUUGAAAGUGAAGAGGUGCUAGAAUCAGCAAUUGUAAAUGAUGAGGUAAAAGAAAGUGAUUACAAUGAACCUGAGGUUGAUUCGCAAAUGGAUUUUGAUGAAUUAAAUUCACACAAUGCGGAAGGAAGCGCAGAAUUGAAAAACAAAAAUGAAGAUAAGUUUGGGAGACUAUUACAAGUGGUAGAACAAGUUGACCAACGUAUGAAUACACUUGAAUUUAUAGGUAGAGCAGAAAUAAAUUAUGGUGAAAGCAGGGGACAGUGGUAUAAAGACAAUAAUGAUAAAUUUUGUAUCCACUGUUCGGACAAUAGAAAAGAAGCUGGGGUAGCUUUAAUAAUUUCAAAACCAUUAAAUAAGUAUAUUUGUAAGAAAAGAGAAUAUGAGGGUAGAGCAAUUUGUGUAGAUUUAGUCCUUUCAAGAAAAAUGACAAUUUGCAUAAUACAAGUUUAUUUACCAAGUAAAAAAAGUGAUAAAGUUAAUAUAAUUAACUGGAUUAAAACCCAAUUAAAUGAAGCCCAAACGAAAAAGAAAAAAGUUAUUGUGAUGAGGGAUUUUAACGCAGUACCUUCGCUUGCAAUAGAUCGAAACAACAAUAGUUAUUCACAUUUUCCAGAAAGCAAAAUUUUUCUAAUACUAAGUAGUUAUAACCUAAUUGACUACUAUAGAAUAAUGUUCCCUGAAAAUACAGGAUAUAUAUGGAAAAGAGAUAAUUCAAAUGAGGAAAGCAGAAUUGAUGCAAUUUGGAUGUUACACAGAUGA
Messenger RNA from Diversispora eburnea, 912 nucleotides. The record is from the annotation of a GenBank genome assembly. NCBI's taxonomy places the organism in Eukaryota, Fungi, Glomeromycota, Glomeromycetes, Diversisporales, Diversisporaceae.